This is a messenger RNA of Plutella xylostella (diamondback moth), 840 nucleotides long. RefSeq names its product elongator complex protein 6. Gene Ontology annotation, biological process: tRNA wobble uridine modification. Gene Ontology annotation, cellular component: elongator holoenzyme complex. NCBI's taxonomy places the organism in Eukaryota, Metazoa, Arthropoda, Insecta, Lepidoptera, Plutellidae. The record is from RefSeq and is a predicted model, not a curated record.
UUUUACAAAAAUGUAUUCACAAGGUCAGCAUGGCAUCAGACAUAUUAUCUAUACUGAAGCUGGACCCGGCAACCACAAGCAGCAGCGGCGGGAAAGUUAUCAUAGCCAAGGAGCUGAAUGGUUGUGAGAGCACCUUUAUUAUUAGUAGCUUCUUUGGAGAGUACUACAGAUCCUCCACACAUACACUUCUAGUGCUGCUGCACAAUCCCCUGUCUCAUUACCAAAAUGUCAGUCUACGAAUGAACUACAAUUUACAAAAACUAAUAGACUCUGGACAUUUGGAAGUUUGUGACUUGGCUAAAAAAAGUGUGGACAAUUUACUAACUGGAAACAGUCAGCUAAAGGACAUGGGGGCAAAGGUGAUGGACAAACUCACAGAAAUGAAGAAAAAGUGUGGUGAAGUAACCGUCAUAGUGGACGGGCUAUCACACUUGUUUGACUUGGAGUACAGUCUGAGUGAAGUGAAUGAGUUCUGUAGGAGUGUGAUCAGGUUGAGGGGCGAGGGACGGUCGCAUGUGGUGCUGCACUGCCAUGUGGCGUCAGAGGACCACGUCACCAACACCUGCGCCAACAUGCUGUGUCACAUGGCUGACACUGUUGUGGUGGUGGAGAACCUCUCAUCAGGACUCAGUGCCGAUGUCUCUGGACAUCUGAAAGUGACAUAUCCUGGGCAGAAGUUUGUAGAUGAUGUCAUAGAUAUUAAAUCAGUCCAGUAUCUGUUCAGAUUAUUUGAUAAAGGAGUUAAAGUGUUUGCUCCCGGCUGUGUGUAAUAAUUAUUAAUAAUACUUAAGCAUUUAUGUAUUUUAUUUUGUUAUGAAUAUUAUAUUAUAUUUGUACUUU